Molecule: messenger RNA, 1113 nt
Organism: Rotaria sp. Silwood2
Lineage: Eukaryota; Metazoa; Rotifera; Eurotatoria; Philodinida; Philodinidae
Source: the annotation of a GenBank genome assembly
AUGGGGAAAUCUGUAGUUGUAUUGUCGUGUUUGGUAUUAAUUUUGGCAUAUAUUGGAAAACUUUUCACAGAUUUUGGAUUAUUUCGACGUAUUGAAACGGUAGGACUUGAUAAAUGUCGAUUAGUUGUGCCACCAGGUGGAGAUGAUCAAGCUUUUGAAGAUUUUGCAAUUGAUUAUGAAAAGGGUAUUGCUUAUAUGGCUUGUGAUGAUCGUUCAUGGUUUCAUACGUUUAAUUUAUCAAAUCAAAAUAUUAAAAAACAAGGAAAAAUUUUUACAUUGGAUAUUCAAUCAGAAACAUUUAAACAAUUAAAUUUAAUUAAUUAUCCAUAUGAACAUUUUCAUCCAUUAGGAAUUAGUUUAUUAAAAAGAAAACAUAAUCAAUUAUUCAUGACAAACUAUCGAAUAGAUAAUGGAGAAAUCAUAGGAACUGUAGAUAUAUUUGAAAUUGACUCAUCAAAUGAAAAUCAAAUAAAAUGGAUUGAUUCAGUUGUUCAUCCUCUGUUUACAGUACCUGAUGAUGUUUUGGCAAUUGAUGAGAAGACAUUUUAUGUAACAAACGUCUAUUAUUAUAGAAAAGAUAAGUCAAAUUUGAUGCAUACAUUUGAAGUUUUUUUUAAACGUCCUUGGACUAAUCUAUUAUUAUGUUCAAAAACAAAUGAAUGGCAAUGCUCUAUCGUUGUGGAUUCUAUUUCUAUGGCAAAUGGUGUUGCUAGUUCAAUAGAUUUUAAGACUAUUUAUGUCGCUUCAACGACGGAAAAACGAAUUCGUGUAUAUGAACGUCAUACAGAAAAUAAUUCAUUAUCUUAUGUACAAAGUCUUUUUGUACCAUUUUUAGUGGAUAAUAUUAUUGUUAAUGAACAUGAUGAAGUUAUUGUUGCUGGUCAUCCAAAUGUAAUAUCAUUUAUGUUGUAUGCAGCAGAUCCUCGACAUCAUCGUGCUCCUUCUGAAGUUGCACUCUUUCCUUAUCCAAAAUCAAAUUCAAUAUUUAAAACUCUAUUACUUACAAAUGGUGAAUUACUAUCAGCAUCAACUGUCGGUGGCACAUAUAAACAAAAACUUCUUGUUGGUGGUUUCUGCGAUCCUGGAAUUUUAAUAUGUCAAGAUUUGGUUUGA